This is a messenger RNA of Neohortaea acidophila, 2065 nucleotides long. Its product is annotated as putative MFS sugar transporter. Gene Ontology annotation, molecular function: carbohydrate:proton symporter activity. Gene Ontology annotation, cellular component: membrane. The record is from RefSeq and is a predicted model, not a curated record. Gene Ontology annotation, biological process: transmembrane transport; carbohydrate transport. NCBI's taxonomy places the organism in Eukaryota, Fungi, Ascomycota, Dothideomycetes, Mycosphaerellales, Teratosphaeriaceae. Bases 311 to 1912 code for a protein of 533 amino acids. The transcript has 7 exons.
CCAUCGCCUUCUCCGUGACCGGGUGUGGCCUGUCCAUGGCAGCGAGGAAGACACUCCGGCUGCCGACGCGUCUGAUUCGCCCAUCCGCCUUUCAGCCUGGUUUCCCACGUGCUGGCCCAUGGAAGCUGCUCCGCCGGAGACAGCUCCGUGCAAAAGGCUGCUCGAGAGUCUAGAGCUCUGAGAGCGUUGGCAUUCGUGCAGGUACCUUCAUUUAAGAGGGCGAUGGCGACCUCUCCCUCUGCUAUGCUUUUCUUUCGCACCACCGUGCUACCCACGCUCGUCCUGGACAUCCGUCCACCGCGCGGCCGUCAUGGCAUAUGCUGCCGGCAAGGACGAGAAGUGUGCGGCCAUGACUAGCGAGGUCGUCGAAGUACCCGCGUCCGCCGGCGCGUUGGAGAUCCCGUCCGUCACCUGGUACAAGGAUGCCGGUCUGCUGAAGCUAUACAUCAUGAUUCCCAUCCUCUUCCUCGGCUCCACGACCAAUGGAUACGAUGGAAGUCUGUUGAACGGGUUGCAGACCCUUGAUCCGUGGCAAGACUACUUUCACAAUCCUAGUGGAUCUACGCUCGGCCUGUUCAGCGCCAUUCUGCAGAUUGGAUCACUGUGUGCAGUCUUCUUUUCGGCCUAUCUCGCCGACUUGCUGGGGCGCAAGAAAGCCGUCGCGUCUGGCACCAUCAUCAUUUUCGCUGGCAUGGUAUUACAGGUCGUACCCGGAGUCACUCGAGGCAUGUACAUUGGCGGACGCUUCAUGGUCGGUCUGGGCUCCAACAUCUGCCAAGGCUCCGCUCCGCUGCUUGUCCUUGAGCUUGCCCAUCCGUUGCAUCGUGGCAAGGUCACGACCAUGUACAACACCCUCUGGUACCUCGGGUCUAUCGUCGCCGCCUGGACGGUCUUUGGCACCAUGGGCUACUCGGGCAACAUGGCGUGGAAGAUUCCCGUUGGUCUUCAGGGGUUGAUGCCUGGCAUUCAACUGAUUGGCAUCUGGUUCCUCCCCGAAAGCCCGAGAUGGCUCAUCGCUACGGAAAGGCACGCGGAGGCCAUGGACAUCCUUGUCAAAUACCACGCAAACGGCGAUCGCCAGAACACCUUCGUGCAAGCCGAGUUCGCGGAGAUUGAGGGCACGCUUAUCGCGGAGAAGCAAUACACCAACCAAGGCUGGCAGGUCUUUGUCCAGACCAAGGGCAACCGACGACGACUGCUGCUCAUUGUGCUCGUCGCUUUCUUUUCACAAUGCUCGGGUAACGGGCUGGUGAGCUACUACCUGCACGACAUUCUGCAGUCGGUGGGCAUUACGAGUUCCUACGACCAGGCGCUGUACAACGGCGGACUGCAACUCUGGAGCUUCCUCAUGGCCAUCAUCUUCUCAAGCCUGCUCGUCGAUCGCUUCGGCCGCCGCACGCUCUUCAUGAUCGCCAGUGUGGGCAUGCUGACUACUUUUACGAUCUGGACCGCCUGCUCCGCCAUCUACGCCGAGACGGGCAACGUGGCCGCGGGCAAGGUGGUGCUGGCCAUGAUCUUCCUCUUCUAUGGCAUUGCCGGCUUCGCGUGGCCUGGCCUGACCAUUUCCUACACCAUUGAGAUUCUCCCUUACAAUAUCCGAGCCAAAGGUCUUGCGCUCAGUUUGAUGAUUGUCUCGGCUGCGUCGGUCCUCAAUCAAUACAUCAACCCGAUCGGCCUGCAGAGUAUCCACUGGAAGUUCUACUUUGUUUACAUUGUCAUUCUCGUCAUCGAAGUGCUGUGCAUCUGGUUCUUUUUCGUCGAGACGAAGGGUCGGACGCUCGAGGAGGUGGCGGUGCUGUUGGAUGGUGAAGAGGCGGUUGCUGCUGUCGAGGCAGAGGCUAACCAUACUGUUGGCGAGAAGAGGGAUCUGGGGGUGCAAAGUUUGCGAUAUGACGGACGAACGGUAUUGUGAGCGAGGGGCAUGUUGAAAUGAAUUUAUGGCAUUGGGUUGAGCGCGGCUGGUGUUUUGCGGGGAUCUGGUUGGUUGUACAUAUUAUGACUGCAUUUCUCGGAUGUGCCGGAUACCCCACUUGUACAUAUGAGCAAUGCCCUUAUUCGGCCCCUC